Messenger RNA from Cladophialophora carrionii CBS 160.54, 2046 nucleotides. RefSeq lists its product as uncharacterized. The transcript has 3 exons. The record is from RefSeq and is a predicted model, not a curated record. The coding region runs from base 1 to 2046 and encodes 681 amino acids. Gene Ontology annotation, biological process: chromatin remodeling. Lineage: Eukaryota; Fungi; Ascomycota; Eurotiomycetes; Chaetothyriales; Herpotrichiellaceae.
AUGAAUCAAAUGAUGAAAGAUCCUGCAGCCGGAGUGCCGGCGCAGCUGUUGCCGCAUCUGCACCUUGUCUCCAAGUAUCGCUAUCCUAUCACCAGCAAUCCUGCUGUCGAUACAAUUGUCGGCUACCUUUUGGAGGCGCCGAAGAUCGUGCGCGACCUCCAGCCGAUGCAAUGGCAGUUCAUCGACACUCCUCCCGACGGCUCAUUGAUCCUCGAGUGGCAACCGCUCGAGUAUCUAGGCACAAGCUAUGCGAGUGAUGGCUUCAUCUGGGCAGAUGUGGAACACGUUUACAAAUCCGAAGUCAGGGGUUAUACUCUCGAAAUGCUUCUACAACGAGCAGGCUACCGAGCAUCCGGUGAGGCCAUGGCGACUCACUGCAGGAGACGAUACCGGCUUCUUCCAGGAAACCCCACUCAUGGACUGCCAAAUCCUGAUCCCAGUCUAUGGCUCACCCACUACUCAAAGGCCUCAGCGCGCGAUCAUGUUCCUGCCGCGAGCAUCCCAAUUCUGCCGCAUGUCCAUGCGCUGAUCCAACAGCGCAGAUUGAUACAGAGCCAGGGCCAAUUGCCGCGAAAGGAAUUCAUGCUGCACGACCGAUCAAAUUGGCCCGUCAUUCACCUCCCUCCAGGAGUUGCCCGCGCGGCUGCCCAGGGCCAGAUUCCUCCGGGCGCCGGCCACAGAAGAGGGGCGAGCAUUGCGCAGGAAGCGACAUUGGAAGAGGAAGAAGACGUGUCUCGUGGAGAUCUGCUUGACUUCAUGACGCUUCGGGAUAUCAGCCGGGUCCGAUACGAACAACACCACGAAUGGAUGGAGGAGAUUAUCGAGUCACCAUAUCCGACAUUGUCCAUCAUCCCCAGUGAUCUUGGCUUCGGCCGGAAAGGACAGCUUGAAGAGUUGACCAAGGAUUUCUUUGACGCCCCAGUAGCCGCGACAAGGGAGCCAAACACCGGACCACCACCGCGAGUGGGUAAAAUGCCCUCUGGUCAGGCCGAAGACUUCAUCAAACGAGCUUCAGACAAGCUGGUCGCAAUGCAAACGGAACUGGAAGAGAUGAGGAAGAAGCACGCUCGACGGAUGGAGAAGUUACGCCGCUCCACAACAUUGACAACAGCGGAGAAAAAGCUGCGCACGGUGUCCAACGGGCCAGAAAGACAGAGUAUUUCCAAGGACGCGGCAAACGGGCUCACCGACUCUGCACCCCGUGAUGCAAUCGACGAGAUCAUGGGCACUGUAGAAGCAGAUAUGGGUCAAAAGCUGACAAAGACUACCACCGUGACACUGAUAUCCAAGGGUGGUUUGGAGGAGCGAAAGCAGAUCAGUCCAGCUCCAGUUGCAACCUCGAUUCCAACUCUUCCUCGAUCCCAGAGUGCGAUCAACCCUGCCGUCUCUGUGGAUGCCUCGAUCCAACAACACGUCCCGCCACAGCCAUCACCCAGCAUUGCUCAAGAGCAGAAACCUCAACAGGAGGAGAUACCUACUCCGGUGGGUGGACCGCAGACGCCGAGUCAGCCAGCACCUGCAGCUGCUGAAGGAGAAAGUCGGCCAUCUGCAGCAGAGCCCAGCCAACCCCCUGCCGCGGAGCAGCCGCCUCAACCCGAUGCCAAUCCUGCCGGUGAUGACCUUCCGCAACUGGACGACAUAGGGACAGACGUCAACAUGGAAGGUAUGGUUGAUCAUGUUGACAGUACCGACCGGGGUGGAGAUGAAUGGGUGAUGAUCGGCGAAGAUGGAGGCCAGAACGACGAUAUCCCGGAGAUACAGACCGAGGGUGCCCAAGACCUUGUGCAACCCAGCGCCGAAGAGGCUGCCGCACACGCCAGCGGUCACGAUACGGACCUCCAACAGCUACCACAAGCUCAGCUCACCCAAGAUGCACAAUUGAACACGCCUGAUUUUGACAUGGGGGGCGAUUUCGACAAUGUUGAGGUGGACACCGCUGGGGACGCGCUCGCCAGCUACGGCAACGACGAAGAUCUCAACCUGGAAAACAUGGAGGGCUCGGCUUUCGGAGACGCAUUCCAUACCGAGGACGAGGAAAUCUCGUAG